Messenger RNA from Dreissena polymorpha, 552 nucleotides. RefSeq lists its product as uncharacterized. The transcript has a single exon. The record is from RefSeq and is a predicted model, not a curated record. Lineage: Eukaryota; Metazoa; Mollusca; Bivalvia; Myida; Dreissenidae. The coding region runs from base 1 to 552 and encodes 183 amino acids.
AUGUGGUAUGACAGACAUGCCCAUGGCUAUGAUCUAUGGCUCAUGUGGUAUGACAGACAUGCCCAUGGCUAUGAUCUAUGGCUCAUGUGGUAUGACAGACAUGCCCAUGGCUACGAUCUAUGGCUCAUGUGGUAUGACAGACAUGCCCAUGGCUAUGAUCUAUGGCUCAUGUGGCAUGGCUAUGGCUCAGGUCUAGGGCCCAUGUGGUAUGACAGACAUGCCCAUGGCUAUGAUCUAUGGCUCAUGUGGCAUGGCAGACAUGGCUAUGGCUCAGGUCUAGGGCUCAUGUGGUAUGACAGACAUGCCCAUGGCUAUGAUCUAUGGCUCAUGUGGUUUGACAGACAUGCCCAUCGCUAUGAUCUAUGGCUCAUGUGGCAUGGCAGACAUGGCUAUGGCUCAGAUCUAUGGCUCAUGUGGUAUGACAGACAUGCCCAUGGCUAUGAUCUAUGGCUCAUGUGGCAUGGCAGACAUGGCUAUGGCUCAGGUCUAGGGCUCAUGUGGCAUGGCAGACAUGGCUAUGGCUCAGGUCUAGGGCUCAUAGUUGUGGAAUAA